Paraphaeosphaeria sporulosa is the source of this 1118-nucleotide messenger RNA. Its product is annotated as acyl-CoA N-acyltransferase. The record is from RefSeq and is a predicted model, not a curated record. Gene Ontology annotation, molecular function: acyltransferase activity, transferring groups other than amino-acyl groups. Lineage: Eukaryota; Fungi; Ascomycota; Dothideomycetes; Pleosporales; Didymosphaeriaceae. Bases 185 to 970 code for a protein of 261 amino acids. The transcript is spliced from 3 exons.
UUUAGUUCUGCCCCCACAACUCCGAGACUAGGUAUUCCGGUGCUCCACCAAGCAACGCAACGCUACGUGAGUCACUUCGACUCACAAAGAGAAAGAGAAACUCGAAAACCCUGAGCAAGAAUCAACCACAAUUACUAUUCUGCCGGACAACAAUUCGACGAGAACGUGAAAAAGCCUGCCAACCAUGGCCGGCCCCAUACCGAACGCAAGCGCGACCCACGCGCAACAGCCUUCCACCACCCCGCGCAUCUCCAAGCCCACGCUCCCCGUCGAAGAAAAGAACCGUGUCAAAGACGGGGAAAUACGCAUCGAGAUGUGCGCGAUAGACGACAUGCCCGCCAUCGCUGAGAUGUUGUACACCUGCUUCCCCGACUCCUUCUGGGACAAGAUGGAGCCCCCGGCGCUUCGGGACGGUGAUAUAUCCACGCGCGCGAGACGCCUGGCUACGCGCCUGAGUCCCUCGUUUCAUCUGCCGGAGAUGAAGUGGAUUAAAGCCGUGUAUGCUCCUACGGGAACGAUGGUGGGGGUUGCGGGGUGGAUGAUACCUGGUAUGCCCAUCCACAAUGUCUGGCGCCGUACCGCUACGGACUUUUUUGGCUUUGAGGAAAAGAUGAAGUGGACCGACGCUGAUAUCGCCGAAAUGUGGCGCGGCGUCGACCUCGCGGAAUGGGAGGGCCACAUCGGCGGAAACGACGCAAUUCGCGCAGAUGUGAUGGGGGACGAGCCGCACUGGUUUUUGGCACCGUUGAUGACGCUACCGGAAUAUCAGGGGAGGGGGAUCGCGAGUAGAUUGAUGAACUGGGCGAUCGAGCAGGCGGAUGCGGCGGGUGGACAGGCGAUGUAUCUCGAGAGUGCGCCGACGGCGAGGAAGGUUUAUUUGAGGUUUGGAUUCGAGCCGCUGGGCGAGGCGAACAUGGUUAGGAGGGGGCCUAGGAAGGGGGGUUUAGGGAAGCGGGAGGCCGCGAGGUGAGAAUGUCAGAAGAGUGAUACCAGAGGAAGGAGAAUCUGCACCACUACAAUUCUCCUAUGGGUCAAAGAAUUGAUGGAACGCAGUCAGGCGGCAAGCCAAACCAUGGACUAAUAGUAGACGACUUCGCCAAUAUUGUAGAGAGACUGAG